Molecule: messenger RNA, 2048 nt
Organism: Pelobates fuscus (common spadefoot toad)
Lineage: Eukaryota; Metazoa; Chordata; Amphibia; Anura; Pelobatidae
Gene: UNC119B
Product: unc-119 lipid binding chaperone B
Exons: 6
Coding region: 157-876 (239 amino acids)
Biological process (GO): lipoprotein transport; cilium assembly; nervous system development
Cellular component (GO): cilium
Molecular function (GO): lipid binding
Source: RefSeq, a predicted model, not a curated record
AGCUGGCUGGGGGGAGUGGGCAUUAGCUGUCCUGGGCGGCUUCACUUGCCCUCAGUGAGCUGUUUCCGGCAGUGUCCCGGUUGCCUAGCGAUAGGCCUGCUGAUCUACCUCCUCCACAGGCUGCCGUACACAGAGCACCCCGGGUAAAAAGGAGAAAUGAGUGGGCCCAACAGGGAAGCGGGUCAAGGCAAAGAAGAGCGGAAAAAGACAGGUGGCGGAGUGAUCAAUAGGUUGAAGGCUCGGCGCGUUCAAGGAAGAGAAGGAAGUGCCUCCAGUCAGAGUGUCAUGACUCCCGUUACUGAGCAAGAGCUCCGGGGCUUAAAUGAACUUCGACCAGAACAUAUCUUAGGCCUAAGUAGAGUUACAGAGCAGUAUUUAUGCAAGCCUGAAGAUAACAUAUAUGGGAUUGACUUUACUCGCUUUAAAAUCCGAGACCUUGACACUGGCAGUAUACUCUUUGAGAUCUCCAAACCAUGCUCAGAACAAGAAGAGGAAGAUGAUGAGAGUGGACAGUUGGAUGCCAGUGCCGGACGUUUUGUACGUUACCAGUUUACGCCAGCUUUUCUUAGACUACGCAGAGUUGGUGCAACCGUGGAGUUCACAGUAGGGGAUAAGCCUUUGAGGAGUUUCCGGAUGAUCGAGAGACACUUCUUCAGAGAUCGCAUCCUUAAAAGUUUUGAUUUCGACUUUGGUUUUUGCAUCCCCAACAGCAGGAACACAUGUGAACAUAUGUAUGAGUUUCCACAACUGUCAGACGACCUGAUCCGUCUAAUGAUUGAAAAUCCAUACGAGACCAGAUCUGACAGUUUCUACUUUGUGGAUAACAAGUUGAUCAUGCAUAAUAAAGCAGAUUAUGCGUACAAUGGAGGGCAGUGACUCCUCCAAUUUCUCAGACUGUACUCCACGUUACAUUCCCUUAAAGCAGCAGAAGAUCCAGAGUCGUGGUACAAGGCCACCACUCUGUCGGCUCUGCUUCUGCCCCCAAAGCAUUGUCCUUCAGAUCUGUAUUUUAUGAAGUGCUGUAGUCAGAAACCGAAGACUUUGUAUUUACAAAUUUUUUUUUUUUUUCUUUAUUUUUUUCUUUUUUUUUAACAUUCCCUUUACUGUAAUACUCUUUACAGUUAAAACGGUAGCUUCUUGUCCUGAAAUCAUUUAGGACAGGAUUUUUAUUUUAUUAUUAUUUCUAUUUUUAUGUGACAGUGCCUCUCUUGACAACGGCUGUAUGUCGUCAGCUGUCUGAAAUAUGUGCCUACUUUACCUUAUGACUUCCAUCUGCUGUUUCACAUAACUGCCAGGGGAGGAAAAAAAAAAUAGCAAUCUUUUUGUAGCCUUUUCUUUCUUUCUUUUUUAAUUUUUUUUUUUUUCCUCAAUCUACAGAAACCAGGUUACUUAAAUCUAUCAUCUUCUACAAACACACACGUAACCUGUCGACGAUCACUGUAUAGUCUGCAUGUGCAGUUCUGAUCAUCAACUUCAAUAAUUCCUUUAAAUCUUCCAGGCAGACUAAAAGCAAUAAUUCACUUUCAAAUACUCAGCUGGAUCUCCAUAUGUAAAGUGAGAAAUUCAAGAAGAAAUAAUUUGUAUGCUAAAUGGAACAGCAUGGUCUUCCUUUUUAUCCCAGUGUCCGUAGGCAGUCUGUGUGGACCUACAACCUCUGUGUUUGACCAGUGGUCUGUAACUAGUUUUGCGUCUCCAGUAAUUGUUUCUCUGAUGGUUUGAGAUGCGUAUUGUUUGAAGGAAUCAGAGUGAGAACAUACCCGCUUUUACUGGUGUGAUUUGUUCAUUGCUGGAGUAGAGCACCUAGGGUGAAUAAAAUACGGUAUUGCCAUGAUUCCGAGGAGCCUCUACUUACGGUUCUCCUUAAGCACACCAGUCGUAGAAAUAGCAAUGGAUGCAUUUGCAGGAAAUGGUGUUUAUCCUAGUUGUUCUAUGUUAUUUUUAGGCAUUUAAUUGUCCUCCACAAGGAAUGUUUGAUGUCAGUGAUACACAACCAUUAAUUUGCCAUUGUCUGAAAUGUCUCAUUAAAUGUUACAACUGGCUUAACUUUA